Pteronotus mesoamericanus is the source of this 3862-nucleotide messenger RNA. RefSeq names its product calsyntenin 2 (gene CLSTN2). Gene Ontology annotation, biological process: positive regulation of synaptic transmission; homophilic cell-cell adhesion; positive regulation of synapse assembly. Gene Ontology annotation, cellular component: cell surface; postsynaptic membrane. Bases 1 to 2883 code for a protein of 960 amino acids. The transcript is spliced from 17 exons. Lineage: Eukaryota; Metazoa; Chordata; Mammalia; Chiroptera; Mormoopidae. Gene Ontology annotation, molecular function: calcium ion binding; X11-like protein binding; kinesin binding. The record is from RefSeq and is a predicted model, not a curated record.
AUGCUGACUGGGAGGCUGUGCUGGGUGCCGCUCCUGCUGGCGCUGGGCGUGGGGAGCGACAGUGGCGGCGGCGGCGGCGGCGGAGGGGGCAGCCGGCGGCGCCGCCUCCUCGCGGGCAAAGUUAACAAGCACAAGCCAUGGAUCGAGACUUCAUAUCAUGGAGUCAUUACUGAGAACAAUGACACGGUCAUUUUGGACCCACCACUGGUAGCCCUGGACAAAGAUGCACCAGUUCCUUUUGCAGGAGAGAUCUGUGCCUUCAAGAUCCACGGCCAGGAGCUGCCCUUUGAGGCCGUGGUGCUCAACAAGACCUCGGGCGAGGGCCGGCUCCGUGCUAAGAGCCCCAUUGACUGUGAGCUGCAGAAGGAGUACACGUUCAUCAUCCAGGCCUACGACUGUGGCGCGGGGCCCCGGGAGACAGCCUGGAAGAAGUCGCACAAGGCUGUAGUCCACAUCCAGGUGAAGGAUGUCAAUGAGUUUGCUCCCACCUUCAAAGAGCCAGCCUACAAGGCUGUGGUGACAGAGGGCAAGAUCUACGACAGCAUCCUGCAGGUAGAGGCUGUCGACGAGGACUGCUCCCCCCAAUACAGCCAGAUUUGCAACUAUGAAAUUGUCACAACGGAUGUACCUUUUGCCAUUGACAGAAAUGGCAACAUCAGAAACACCGAGAAGCUGAGCUAUGACAAGCAACACCAGUAUGAGAUUCUGGUGACUGCUUAUGACUGUGGACAGAAGCCUGCUGCUCAGGACACCCUGGUGCAAGUGGAAGUGAAGCCAGUUUGCAAGCCUGGCUGGCAAGACUGGGCCAAGAGGAUUGAGUAUCAGCCUGGCUCGGGGAGUGUGCCCCUGUUCCCCAGCAUCCACCUGGAGACCUGCGACGGGGCCGUGUCCUCCAUCCAGAUCACCACAGAGUUGCAGACCAAUUACAUCGGGAAGGGGUGUGACCGGGAGACCUACUCUGAGAAAUCCCUUCAGAAAUUAUGUGGAGCCUCCUCUGGCAUCAUUGACCUCCUGCCAUCCCCCAGUGCUGCCACAAACUGGACCGCAGGACUGCUGGUGGACAGCAGUGAGAUGAUCUUCAAGUUCGAUGGCAGGCAGGGUGCCAAGAUCCCUGACGGGAUUGUGCCCAAGAACCUGACGGACCAGUUCACCAUCACCAUGUGGAUGAAACAUGGCCCCAGCCCUGGCGUGAGGGCCGAGAAGGAAACCAUCCUCUGCAACUCAGAUAAAACUGAAAUGAACCGGCAUCACUACGCCCUGUACGUGCACAACUGCCGCCUGGUCUUCCUCUUGAGGAAGGACUUCGACCAGGCCGACACCUUCCGCCCUGCGGAGUUCCACUGGAAGCUGGACCAGAUUUGUGACAAAGAGUGGCAUUACUAUGUCAUCAAUGUGGAGUUUCCUGUGGUUACCUUAUACAUGGAUGGAGCAACAUAUGAACCAUACCUGGUGACCAACGACUGGCCCAUUCAUCCAUCUCACAUAGCCAUGCAACUCACAGUCGGCGCAUGCUGGCAAGGCGGAGAAGUCACCAAACCACGGUUUGCCCAGUUCUUCCACGGCAGCCUGGCCAGCCUCACCAUCCGCCCUGGGAAAAUGGAGAGUCAGAAGGUGAUUUCCUGCCUGCAGGCCUGCAAGGAAGGGCUGGAUAUUAAUUCCCUGGAAAGCCUCGGCCAAGGAAUAAAGUAUCACUUCAACCCCUCGCAGUCCGUCCUGGUGAUGGAAGGUGAUGACAUCGGGAACAUCAACCGCGCCCUGCAGAAGGUCUCCUACAUCAACUCCAGGCAGUUCCCGACUGCGGGUGUGCGGCGCCUCAAAGUCUCUUCCAAAGUCCAGUGCUUUGGAGAAGACGUGUGCAUCAGCAUCCCCGACGUGGAUGCCUACGUGAUGGUGCUGCAGGCCAUUGAGCCACAGAUCACACUCCGGGGCACGGACCGCUUCUGGAGACCCGCCGCCCAAUUCGAAAGUGCCAGAGGGGUGACCCUCUUCCCCGACAUCAAGAUUGUGAGCACCUUUGCCGAAGCCGAGGCCCCAGGUGACUCGAAGACCACAGCCCCCAAAUCAGCAGUCUUAGAAGAAAUGCUUCAUAACUUAGAUUUCUGUGACAUUUUGGUACUGGGAGGGGACUUGGACCCAAGACAGGAGUGCUUGGAGCUUAACCACAGUGAGCUCCAUCAGCGACACCUCGAUGCCACCAACUCCACGGCAGGCUAUUCCAUCUACGGUGUGGGCUCCAUGGGCCGCUAUGAGCAGGUGCUACGUCACAUCCGCUACCGCAACUGGCGACCAGCUUCCCUCCAGGCCCGGAGGUUCAGGAUCAAGUGCUCGGAACUCAAUGGGCGCUACACCAGCAAUGAUUUCAACUUGGAGGUCAAUGUCCUCCACGAGGUCAGAGCCUCAGACAAGGAGCACGUCAAUCACCUUAUCGUGCAGCCUCCCUUCCUCCAGUCUGUCCAGCACCCCGAGUCUCGGACUAGCGUCCAGCGCAGUUCAGUGGUCCCAAGCGUCGCCACGGUGGUCAUCAUCAUCUCCGUGUGCAUGCUAGUGUUUGUGGUGGCCAUGGGCGUGUACCGGGUCCGGAUCGCCCACCAGCACUUCACCCAGGAGACCGAGGCUGCCAAGGAGGCCGAGAUGGACUGGGACGACUCUGCGCUCACUAUCACAGUCAACCCCAUGGAGAAACAUGAAGCACCAGGGCGUGGGGAAGAUGAAACUGAAGAAGAGGAGGAGGAGGAAGUAGAAGAAGACGUAAGCUCCAGCAGCAGCGACUCAGAUGACAGCGACGAGGAGGAGGUGGAGGAAGGGAUGGGCAGGGGCAGACACGGGGAGACUGGAGCCAGGCAAGCCCAGCUGGAGUGGGAUGACUCCACCUUCCCCUACUAGGGCCCAGCUGUCUGCACCCGACCACCUGUCCCUUUUGUAAGCCACACCUGAUGUAUGUGAGUCUAUCACUGUCACCUCUGAUUUUGAUGACACUCCAGGCAGGCCUCCCCCAGCCUCCUAGAACCCACCCUCCAUCCCUUGGGCACUCCCUGUGCCCCAGCCCUGGGGGGCGUUCCAAGAAGCCCAGCACAUCCUCAGUGGGGACUUCGGGGUAGGCUUUGUCCUGCAGUCCCCACUGCUCCUGCCCUGGGCUCCUCUAGUGUCCCGUCAGCCAGUCUGCAGAGUUCUGACUUUGCUCUUCUCUGCAGGGGAGAAGGUCAGCCCUUAUGGCAGUCACCUCCCGGGCUCUGUGUUCCCAAGGCCCUUGGGUCCCUACCCGCCAUGUGUGCUCCUGACUCAGCAGUCUCCCCACAUAGACCAGCAGGUUCUCUGGGCGGCUUCAUUCAGCAGGGUUGUCAGACUGCACACACCUGAUAUCUUGGUCCUUAACUUUAAAGGAGAGUCUUUGUUGAAGCUGAAUUAAGUUCACAGGGAGAGGUUCACGCACUCAUGCACACAGGCGCACACUCUCCCAAGUUUGGAGGUCCUUUCCCUUUGACCUUUCUGAGGCCAUAUAAAGCUUAUUAUGAAAAGUACGAAACCUUAGGCGCAGCAGGGCCUGGUCCCCAGCCAAAGCUCUCCAAGUCUGCCUGCCUAGGCAGCCGCUGAGACCCACAUAGCUUCCUUGCGGGAGACUCCCACCCAGUGAAACCACAGGAUCCAGGGAGCCUUCCACACUGGCUGUGCUCCAGGAGACCGCUGUGAAAGGCCUGCAGCUGGGGGUCGGAAGGAAGGGCUGAGGAGGUGAUGCCACUGGGCUUCAUGGUGGACGCAGGUCUGGGGGACAGGGUGCCUGGGCUCUCCCGGGCCAGAGGGCAGCCCAGGCGGACAAGACUCCUGCCACUAGUCUUAUGAUCCUUGUCCCCUAUUUCACACUGAU